UCGCCUUCCGACUACAUUGACCGCACAUGCGCAGUAGACGGAAGCGGUAAUGUUUUGUAACAGAGCAUGUAGUAGCCCAGGCUACUUGAAAGACGAUUUCUGAGUUUGUUUAGUUAAGCGAUACGUAUUUCUUUGAUAUUAAUCAGGGGAUCGAUCCCUGUCUUCUUCUUUGUCAACGUCCCGGAAGGGAGGCUACGGUUUAGACUAUUAAAUAUUUGAAAAUGGAUAAAACUUCUCAGAACAGGUCUGGGAUAAAACGAAAAUCCGCAGGUAUCAAGGAAGAAGCUACCGGCAAGAAGAUAAAAAAAAGCCUUACGAGUGGUGAGAUGAGUGGAAAGAGCUCCAAAGCGCACAGUUGUGCAUCUUCGAAUGUGAAUAAGAAAUCAAAAGAACAAAAAGUGAAAAACGAUGCAACGGAUAAAACUCCUAAGAAAUUAAAAUUCUCUAGUCAAGAUUCCACUCCCACAUCUAAAGGCGAGGGCAAGGACAAGAAGGAUAAGAGCACAUCUUCCGUGAAGAAAAAUGAAAAAGGACAGUUGGUUUUCCAAGAAUACCCAGAGUUUAGGCCCAACAUGACUCCAAAGGAAGUCUUACAAGCAGGCAGUUUUGGUGGCACCUAUUUCAGACCCAUCUACUCCAGUGUCACAAAACAGAGCUACAAAGACGUAUGGAAGGACCUUCCUGUGGACUGGCUGGAAGGUUUAAACAUUCCCAAACAGGUGGCAUCACCAACCUACAGGGAAGAUGUGAACACAUACAAGGUGAAGUGUGGAGGCAGUCUAGAGAUGUGGGAGAGCAGUGGCUGGAUCGUGUCUCAGGACCCCUACGGCUGGUUUCAGUGGUACUGCAGGUUUUAUUCGGGUCGUCGCACAAAGGAUGAUGAGCGCCAGAUGAGCCGAUGGGCAAAAUGCACCGGGGUGAAAGGUCGCUGGAAGAACAAUCUCAUCACUAAAAUUGUGCGGUCGGGUUGCGGCUAUGACAACUUCACUGUUUCCCCAGUGGUGAGGCAGACCUUGCAGCACUGGGGCUACAGACUGACUCAGGAAGACUACAAAGAGGGGGCCAAGAGAGUCAAAGCCAAGUGACCUUUCUGCUGAAGCAUAGGGUUUCAUUUGAAAGAGUGGCUUGUGGGAGUUUGUGUUUGUAUGAAUUAUCACUUUAAUUCAAUUUAACUUU
Clupea harengus (Atlantic herring) is the source of this 1176-nucleotide messenger RNA. RefSeq lists its product as uncharacterized. The record is from RefSeq and is a predicted model, not a curated record. NCBI's taxonomy places the organism in Eukaryota, Metazoa, Chordata, Actinopteri, Clupeiformes, Clupeidae.